Suhomyces tanzawaensis NRRL Y-17324 is the source of this 2030-nucleotide messenger RNA. RefSeq names its product D-lactate dehydrogenase (gene DLD2). The transcript has a single exon. Gene Ontology annotation, cellular component: mitochondrion. The record is from RefSeq and is a predicted model, not a curated record. NCBI's taxonomy places the organism in Eukaryota, Fungi, Ascomycota, Pichiomycetes, Serinales, Debaryomycetaceae. The coding region runs from base 92 to 1816 and encodes 574 amino acids. Gene Ontology annotation, molecular function: D-lactate dehydrogenase (cytochrome) activity; D-lactate dehydrogenase (NAD+) activity; FAD binding. Gene Ontology annotation, biological process: lactate catabolic process.
UUUUGGUUUCCAAUUCCGUUAACGCACGUGACAACAACAAGAUACCAUGGGAUCAGGUCCCAAGUAAAGGUAUCACAGUUUCAGUCGAGGGAUGUUCAGAAUACCGAAGAGCAGUGUACCCAAUUUUAUUAGCCACAGUACACUUCUUCAAUCGCUCAGAUCAUCACGAUGCGUACCCAAGACUUUGACUUUUACUCGGGGCCAAAGCACAGUCAUACCUAAAAGUAAGCCUAAAAAGACAGCAUCGCUUAUCAUUAACACAGCCUGCUUGAUUUUAGUUGGUGUAUCUGCUUAUGCUUACGGAAAGCGCAAGGUAACUCAGCCCGCAUCUUCAUUAUCUUCAACAACUCCACUCAGUUCCUUAAGUCCUCCUGCUUACUGCAAUGACGAUGAACUCAUCCAGGCUAUCCAAGAAAUAACUAGUGUCAUCGGCAAAGCAAAGGUAGUCAAUACGAAGGUUGAAUUGGAUUUUCAUACCAGGAAUGAUUUUACACCCCAUGAACCUUUGGAGCAUGAAAGACCAAAGUUUAUUCUAUAUCCUACAUCGACAGAAGAGGUAUCGGAGAUUCUAAAGGUAUUGUAUAAGUACAAUGUUCCAGUUGUCCCAUUUAGUGGUGGAACCUCAUUAGAGGGGCAUUUUUACUCUACCAGACAAGGUGUAAUAUUGAAUACUUCCAAGAUGAAUAGAAUUAUCGAAAUUAACCAUGAUGAUAUGGAUGCUAAAGUGGAGGCAGGUGUCAAUUGGCAGGAUUUGAAUGAGGUAUUGAAACCUUCGGGGUUAAUGUUGGGAACCGACUGUGGCCCAAAUGGAUUGAUUUCUGGAAUGAUUAAUACAAAUGCUUCUGGAAUCAAUGCUUCAAGAUAUGGAGCUAUGAUCACUAAUGUUAUAUCUGUGACUGUUGUUCUAGCAGAUGGCACCAUUGUGAAAACGAAAAGAAGACCACGAAAGUCAAGCGCUGGCUAUAACUUAACAGGACUAUUUGUUGGCAGUGAAGGAACAUUGGGUAUAGUCACAGAAGCUACAGUCAAAUUACACCCAUUGCCGAAAGUGGAAAGGGUUGUUGUAUGUCAGUUUCCAGAGAUGAUCGAUUCCACUAACACUGUUGCGCAAAUUUUCCGUUCAGGCAUCCAGCCUAAUGCUGUCGAGUUAAUGGAUUCGGAUAUGAUGCUGUGUUUGAACUAUAGUGGGUUUUUAUCCAGAAGAUGGUUAGAGUGUCCAACUAUCUUUUUCAAGUUAGGUGCUGUGAGUGAGAAUAUUGUUGAUGAAUAUAUUCAACAAGUUAAUCGUAUUGCCAAGAAGAACAACUGUCUGAAUUUUAUUUUUGCCACCACCGAAGAAGAAGGGGAGGAAUUAUUUUCUGCCAGAAAAAAUGCCUUCUAUGCUAUGAUUCAGUACGGAAAGAACGAAAUUGAUGAGGAUGUAAGAAUUUGGGUAACUGAUAUUGCGGUUCCCCUCUCCAAACUACCCUCAGUGUUGGGACAAGUCCAUAAACUCAUCAAAUCAUCUGGAUUUCAUUCGGUAAUAUUGGCUCAUGCUGCUGACGGAAAUUUCCAUGCUGAUUUGUAUUACAAGAUUGAGGACAAAGCAAAAUGUGAAGAGGUCGUAAAACAGAUGGUCAAGUUGGGCCUUGACAAUGAAGGAACGUGUACUGGAGAACAUGGGGUAGGUAAUGCUAAGAGGAAAUUCUUAAUGGAAGAAUUAGGAGAGGAUGCUAUAGAUUUGAUGAGAAAAUUAAAAAUCUCAUUGGACCCGAAACGAAUUUUGAACCCCGACAAAAUCUUCAAAAUUGACCCAGAUGACCAAGGGGAGUAUUGAUAUGUUAUUAAGCAUUAAGUUCACUAGCAAAAACUCACGAAUAGAAACUAGCGCAUUAAAACUUUUAGUUCAAAGAGAUACAGUUACAUACUAAUACACAUAAAAUGAGCGAAAUUCUGCAUCGGUAUGAACAUAAGUUUUGUGUUGGAGUAUGCUGCGAAGAAGUAGAUUCGAGCAACGACGGAAAAGUUAUUAUAACGAAGUUCAUAUUCUU